AUGCCGCUGUCCGGAGGCGGCGUCACCGCCUCGGUGCGUCCCGACGAGGGGCGGCACCACCGCGAGUCGACGGCUUCGGUGCGUCUCAAGGCGCAGCGCCUGCGCCGCGCGUUGGACACGGACCGCCUGGAGGACGCCGUGAAGAUCGCGGCCGACGUGGCCGCGGAGCUGCGCUCGUCCGCGGCUGCAGAGCUCUCGCCAAAGGCCUACUACGACGUCUACCUCUCCGUCUGCGCGGAGCUACGCCUCCUCGAGAUGUACGUCAUGGAGAGCGCGCGCCGCGGCGCCCCUGUCCGCGAGCUGUACGAGCGCGUCCAGGAGACCCCGCUCGUACUUCCCAGGCUCUACUUGCUCGUCACCGCGGGGAGCGUGUAUGUGAAGAGCAUGCAGGCUCCCCCGAAGGACGUGCUGCGCGACUUGGUUGAGAUGUGCGCCGGCGUGCAGCACCCGCAGCGCGGUCUGUUUUUGCGGGCCUACUUGUCGCAGAUGAUGAAGGACAAGCUCCCGCAUGCCGCUGCCGUUGAAAAUGGCGAAGAAGACGCUGCGAAGGAGACGGGCGCCGUGGCGGGGGGCACUGUGCAGGAUAGCAUCGACUUUGUCCUCCGCAAUUUUACAGAGAUGAACCGCCUGUGGGUGCGCAUGCAACACGACUGCUCUCCGCGUGAGAUGGAGCUCCGGGAGAAGGAGAGGCUGGAGCUGCGGCUGCUGGUGGGGAGCAACAUCGCCACGCUCAGCCGGUUGGUCGGCUCCGAUCUGGCCCUGUAUCGCGGGAAGGUUCUGCACGCUAUUCUCGACCAGAUCGUCAGUUGCAACGACGCGAUCGCGCAGGAGUAUCUGGCGGACUGCGUAGCCCAGGUGUUUCCGGACGAGUUCCAACUGGCCACGCUGGACGCGUUCAUGCAGAUGUGCGGCAAGCUGAAGAAGGGCGUCAAGAUGCGCACCAUCCUCGUCUCCAUCAUCGACCGCUUGCGCAGGUUCUCGGCGAGCUCGGCCGACGCCGCCAACACGGCGAGGGACGCCCAUGCGUUCGACGUCUUCCGAUCCGAAAUGCCGGGCGUCAUGAGGCGACAGGGCACUAGUCUGCCGCUAACGGACAGGCUGCGCAUUUACUCGUCGCUCAUGUCGUUUGCGCUCGAGUCGGAGCCCGAGCGCUUUGAGCAUGUCGACAAUGUGCUUGGCUUCUGCGUCGCGGAUAUGGACAAGUUUCUGGGCGGGGAGCAUCCGAAGAAAGACGGCAUUUCUCCGCGCACAGCUGUGAGAUUGUCGUCGGCAUCGGAAGGGAAGGACAGGAGCUACUCGGCGCUCAGCGCGGAGGAUGAGAGGCUUGCCGUCAACGUGUUGACGAUGCUGUUGGAGGCGUUUGGCAGUGUCGGGUCAGUACUGCAGCUUGAAAACUAUGUCGUGCUGCAGCGGUUUCUCAGUUACGACAAGCAACGAGCGCUCGCGGCGCAGUUGUUGAUGUCGGCAAAGGGGUACACUCCCUGUAUUGAGGACGAAGGAACGCUCGAGAAGCUGUUCAAGUAUGUGGCUCCCCUGGUGCAGGAUCGGCGCGUGGAUGAGAGAGGGAUGUCGGAAAAGGAAGGUGUGGAGUUUGAGCGGUUUGACGUGACGUCGUUGACGCAUCAUCACGAGUACUUGCUCGCAUUGAUUCCGCAGAGCCACAUGAGCGCAGUUCCGGGCGGCAAGCCUGAGGGCGGCGGAACAGCGGCAGCGGACGACGUGCAGGUGUCGGAAAGGUAUACAAUAGAGGAAAUGGCAACGUUCCAAGAAGAUCAAGAACUUGUGGCGAAGAUCGUGUAUUUGUGUGACGACACGGAUGUAGAAAGGGCUCUUUCGUUGUAUGCGUCGCUGCGGCAAGAACUGCUGCACGGUGGACCGAGGCGAGUACCGAUCACACUACCGUCGUUGAUUCUGGCGUCGCUGCGGCUGGCGUUGCGGUGCCAAGCGGAGGAGAAGGUGGAGGUGGUGGAGGACGUGCUAGGGUUUGCCGGGGAAUGCGUGAGCCUCAUCCCAGACUCGCACGCGCUCCUCGCGCUGCGGCUGCAACUGCACGUGGCGGCGACAGGGGCGUCGCUCGGCAAGCACGCGUGGCGUUUUGUGUACGACAAUCUAUCCGAGGCGUUCGUGCUCUUCGAGCAGCACAUCACGGCCGCGCGUGAGCAGCACACGGCGCUAGAGCUGAUGAUCGUGUCGCUCGGACAGACGCAGCGGUCGCUGGACGGGGAGGCGUUCGCGGCGCUCUCACGGCGGGCCGUCAAGCACGCGACGCAGGCGCUGACGCGCAGCGACCAGUGCGUGCUGCUGUGCCUCUGCGCGCAGCUGUUCGACGUAGAGCACGCGGGGCUCGCGCGGGAGUGUGUGGACCGCGCGCGGCGGGCGGCCGUGGCGUGCAUGAACGCCGCGGAGCGCGUGCUGCUGCUGCUCGACGUGAGCAGGACGGCCGUCGCCGUGCAUGAGGCCGGGGUGUGCGACGUGACGGAGGAGAAUCGGCUGGCGGACACGCUCGGCAAGAUCAGAGACAUCCUCGCCGGCAGGGCGGCCAAGAGCUCGCCGCUCGGUAAGCUCGCCGCCGCGAGGUACCAGAGGCUGGUCAGACAUCUGAAAAGCUGCUCUAAAGUUUUCGAGGGGCUGGACUACUCGCGGCUGUGAUGGUGAGGGGGCGACGGGGGGCGACGGUGUUAAUUACGUAGGGAGGGACUUUGUAGCUGUGCCCAGGGUAGUAGCUGUAGGUCAUGUAAGCAGGACGAGAUGAUAUCUCAAAGUGGCGUAUUGGCCACCAACAAAAAUAUCUGCCGAAGCGGUGCGUUGACCGACCAAUCCCAUUACAGUACGCUCCACAAGUUGGUCGAUCCGACGCCUG
Messenger RNA from Chondrus crispus (carragheen), 2860 nucleotides. RefSeq lists its product as hypothetical. The record is from RefSeq and is a predicted model, not a curated record. The coding region runs from base 1 to 2649 and encodes 882 amino acids. The transcript is spliced from 2 exons. Gene Ontology annotation, biological process: retrograde transport, endosome to Golgi; intracellular protein transport. Gene Ontology annotation, cellular component: late endosome; retromer complex; retromer, cargo-selective complex. Lineage: Eukaryota; Rhodophyta; Florideophyceae; Gigartinales; Gigartinaceae.